AUGCCGGAAAGGGUGCAUACGAGGUUUGACGACGACUCGGACGAUCAGAGCCAGAGCGUCGCAAAGAAGCCUGAGGAGGCGGAGAAGCAAAAGCCAGCGACAUCGCAGACGAAUAAUGAAGAGCGGCAGAAGAGCAAGAAGCGGAAAAAGGAGGCCUUUCAGGGGGAACAAUCCGGUCGCGAGCAGAAGAGGCAGACACCAGAUGCAAGUGCCAAUGGCGACCAUCCCAAGGGUAAUAAUAACUCACAGAGCGCGAAAAAGCACGACAAGCCUUCGCAGCAAUCGAAACAGAACUCGUCUCAUUAUCCAUCGUUGAAAGAGAAAGCCAAGGCGCUCUAUGAAAUCCGCAAGAAGCUCCCCAUCUUCCCGCACGCGGAGGAGAUACGCCAGCGACUGCGCACCAGCAAUGUGAUGCUGCUGGUCGGAGAGACGGGAAGCGGCAAGAGUACGCAGAUCCCGCAGUUCCUGGUCGACGAGGCCUGGUGUCGCCCGAAGAAUGUCAAGAUCAAGCAGGAGGACGGCACGAAGAAAGAUGCCACCGUGGGCGGGUGCAUCGCCAUCACGCAGCCGAGGCGAGUGGCAGCCAUCUCGUUGGCGAGACGUGUUGCCGAAGAGAUGGGUACGCCCCUGGGCAAUUCCUCGCCAGCGAGUAAGGUCGGCUACUCGGUUCGUUUCGACACGUCCACGUCGCCCAGCACCAGGAUCAAAUACUUGACGGAGGGAAUGCUGCUCCAGGAGAUGCUGCAUGACCCGUGGUUGACGAAAUACAGUGCGGUCGUCGUGGAUGAAGUCCAUGAGAGGGGCGUCAAUGUCGACCUGGUCUUGGGUUUCUUGAAAAAGAUUCUCUCCAGCAAGGGAGAGGGCCGCGGUGGUGUCCCGCUGAAGGUGGUCGUCAUGAGCGCAACGGCUGAUAUGGAAAGUCUGCUCGAAUUCUUCAAUGGAGAUUCUGCCAAAAGCAGUAAUGAUUCUAAUAAAGAUUCGAGUGAUGCCGCCAAUGGUGCUACCGAUUCGAAGAAGUCGGAAAACCAGAUCUCUGUAUGUCAUAUCAAAGGCCGCCAAUACCCCGUCAAGGUCAUCUACUCUCCACAGCCAGUCAACGACUUUGUGGAUGCCGCUCUUAAAGUCAUCUUUCAAAUCCACUACAAGGAGCCUCUGCCAGGAGACAUCUUGGUCUUCCUCACCGGACAGGAAACGGUGGAGAAUCUGGAGUACCUGGUGAACGAGUACGCGAUCGGCAUGGAUCCGGCGCUGCCCAAAGUCCUCGUUCUGCCUCUGUUUGCUGCUCUUCCCCAGGCGGCGCAGCAGCGGGUCUUUGUGCCAACGCCUCCGCGUACCAGGAAGGUCAUCCUGGCAACGAACAUCGCAGAAACGUCCGUCACUGUGCCCGGAGUUCGGUACGUAGUUGACUGCGGAAAGGCCAAGAUGAAGCAGUUCCGGACGCGGCUGGGUCUCGACUCGUUGCUGGUCAAGCCGAUUUCCAAGUCUGCUGCGAUCCAACGGAAAGGUCGAGCGGGACGAGAAGCGCCGGGGCAAUGCUACCGACUGUAUACGGAGAAGGACUAUCUGGCCCUGGAUGAUGCGAACACGCCCGAGAUCCUGCGGUGCGAUCUGAGCCAGAGUAUUCUCACGAUGAAGGCCAGAGGGGUGGACGAUAUCAUGAACUUCCCUUUCCUGACGCGGCCUCCGCGAGAAGCGCUGGAGAAGGCGCUGCUCCAGCUGCUGAACAUCCAGGCGCUCGACGAGACGGGGAAAAUCAGCGAGCUGGGGUUGCAGAUCGCCAAACUGCCCCUGACGCCGCCGUUGGGGAGGGUGCUCCUAUCCGCUGCGGAGUACGGACAAAGCUGUCUGCUGGAUGUCAUCGACAUCAUCUCGUGCCUCAGCGUCGAGAACAUCUUCCUGAACCCUACGUCGGAGGAGAAGAGGGAGGAGGCGGAGAACGUUCGACGGGACCUCUUCCGGAGGGAAGGCGAUCACUUGACGAUGCUGGCUACGGUGCAGGCCUACGCGGCGGAGAAUGUGGAUCGCAAGGCAUGGGCAGAGAGGCAUAUGGUAUCACACCGCGCGAUGCAGUCAGUGAUGGAUGUCCGCAAACAACUCAUCGCACAAUGCAAGCAAGCCAAACUCCUCGACGAGAAAAACAACCAAUCCAGCAACAGCAACAGCAACAACAACAACAACAGCAACUCUUCUUACUCUGUAGCCCCCAUCCUAAAAUCCUUCCUAACCGGCUUCUCAACCAACAUCGCCCGCCUCGUCCCCGACGGGUCCUACCGCACCAUCGUCGGCAACCAGACGGUGGCCAUCCACCCGUCCAGCGUGCUGUAUGGCCGCAAGGUCGAGGCCAUCAUGUACACCGAGUACGUGUUUACGACGCGCAGCUAUGCGAGGGGUAUAUAUGACUUUUUUAAAUUUUUUUAA
Rasamsonia emersonii CBS 393.64 is the source of this 2418-nucleotide messenger RNA. Its product is annotated as ATP-dependent RNA helicase (Hrh1). Gene Ontology annotation, cellular component: catalytic step 2 spliceosome; intracellular anatomical structure. Lineage: Eukaryota; Fungi; Ascomycota; Eurotiomycetes; Eurotiales; Trichocomaceae. Gene Ontology annotation, molecular function: RNA binding. The transcript is spliced from 3 exons. Bases 1 to 2418 code for a protein of 805 amino acids. The record is from RefSeq and is a predicted model, not a curated record.